UUAUGAGGGAAUCAGCUCACAUUCAAUUGGUUUCUUAGCUCGGAACGUUUGUUUCGCAUUGUGUGUUUCCGCCCGGGAACGUUUGUGGAAAGGACUGUUGGCGAUGCUUUUUGAAAGAACCGACUGAUACAAUAAAAAACACAUUGCUGAACUCGUGCAUGGCAACGUGAGCGAGUGAAGGCUCUGUAAAAGCCAGGGGGCUAUUGAGGUAGCGCGAGUCAGCUGGUAUAGACUGGUGCUCACCGAUGAUCUUGCCGUCUGUGGAACAGUGACGAGAUAGAAAGCCAGGCUCGGGUUUUAGUUAGCGCUGCUACAAAGAAGCUGUUAGUGCGAGGGACAGCAGCCAUGGCGUCCCCUGGGAUAUUGGAAGAGUCCAGCUCUGGAGACGUCUGCUCUGGGGGCUGCCCGGACCAGUGGGAAGAAAAAACUGAGGAAGAGCUGCAGUGCCAGUUUGAACAGGCAGCAAAACAUGUCCAGAAUGUGGCCAGUGUGGCAAGUACGGAGCAGCUACUGUACCUGUACGCCAGGUAUAAGCAGGUCAAAGUUGGAAGAUGCAACACUCCCAAACCUGGAUUCUUUGAUUAUGAGGGUAAAAAGAAAUGUAUAAACAUCAACCUGGUACUGGUAAAGAACUGGCAAACAAUCUACAGGACUGAAAAUAUCAUCUUUUUAUGCGGGGAAGCCUGGAAAGCUCUGGGAGAUUACAGCCAUCAGCAGGCCAUGACUGAAUAUAUUGAAACGGUGAAAAAACUGGAUCCAGACUGGAGUCCUCAGAGUCACUCUCUCCAACAAAGAACAUUUAAAUUGAUGUUAGAGUUUGAAGCGCAGAUAAAAGACAGCAAUAACGGAAAAAUAUAUAGUAGACAAAUACAAAGCUGCUUAGAAGAUAAAAGUGUAUUUAAAGUAAAGGCACUGGAAGAACCUUACAAAGAACCCAAAACAACUUUUGGUGGUCCAGUGGUCAGUUGCCUUUACAAAGUCCAAGAAACCCUCAGGGAAGAAGAUAAAGACAUAUUUGACUAUUGUAGAGAGAAUAACCACUCACGUGUAUCACAUGCAUUGUCUACAGGAUCCGUUGAUGUCAAUGUGGCAGAUGAUGAGGGCCGGAGCCUUUUGCACUGGGCCUGUGACCGUGGACACACCCAGCUAGUGUCUGUUAUUCUGUUUCAUAAUGCUCAUAUAAACAUGCAGGACUCUGAGGGACAGACGCCUCUCCAUUAUGCCUCAGCUUGUGAGUUCCCAGAUAUAGUAGAUCUUCUCCUGGAUCAUGGUGCUGACCCAUCCCUUGUUGAUAAUGAUGGUUUCCAGCCACAUGAAGUAACGGAUAGCAAGACUAUUGCUGCAAUGCUGCAACAACAUGCCUCAAAUGGGGAGCACAACAAACCCCCAAGCCUUCUCUUAGAAAUGCCACAAUAAACACACAAUGCAAGAUUUCAAGUCGGCUUCACUUGGGUUCCACAAAUUAACAACUCCUAUUAAAGAAACAUGUCUUUGGUUUAUACAAUGUGCAUUUGGUCGCUUUUUAAUUCCUGUUCUCUUACAGGCCUUUGGUUAUUACUAGCGGAAAUGAAGACUUUAUUUUCUUUAGAAAUUAUUUUAUGAGUAAUGAUGAACCAUUCAUGAAUAUUAAGUGUUGUGAUAUUAAUAAACAGGAUUUGCUUUCA
Xenopus laevis (African clawed frog) is the source of this 1664-nucleotide messenger RNA. It is a transcript of the gene acbd6.S, whose product is annotated as acyl-CoA binding domain containing 6 S homeolog. Lineage: Eukaryota; Metazoa; Chordata; Amphibia; Anura; Pipidae. The transcript is spliced from 10 exons. Gene Ontology annotation, molecular function: fatty-acyl-CoA binding. Gene Ontology annotation, cellular component: cytoplasm; nucleus. The record is from RefSeq and is a predicted model, not a curated record. The coding region runs from base 346 to 1416 and encodes 356 amino acids.